UAAUGUUUGUUAUAUUUUACAGAGCAGGGGAUUUAAGGGUGAUCAGACCAUUUGUCUAUGUCAGAGAGAAGGAUUUGAGAAUGUUUGCUGAAAAUAACAAACUUCCUGUUAUUGCCGAGAACUGUCCAGCAUGUUUCGAGGCACCAAAAGAACGUCACAGAAUACAACAGCUUCUUGCAUCGCAGGAAAUCAUGUUUCCACGGAUAUUUUCUAGUUUAAUGGCAGCAAUUAAACCAAUCAUGGCAAUCAACAAAACCCAGAUGAAAGUGAUAGACUUCUUUCAACUGGAUAAAAAUAAUUCUGACGACGAUUUCGAUAUUUAAUAUUUUGUGCUAAAAAGUAUUGUAUUAAUGCGGAAAUAAAAACCAAAUACAUCAAAGCAAAAAAUAUUUUUUAAUGAAAUUUAUGGUUUAAGAAUUAAAAACAGAUGUGCACUUUAUUCCUGUUUAAGACUUUUAACAUCAAUUAUAUAGGUCAGCAAUAAUGACAUGUACUUUAAAAAUUAAUUCAUUGAUACUUAGAUAAUAUCAUAAUAUUGCUUGUAUUUGAAAUCAAACUUAUUUAUCAAAUGCUUAUUUUAUGCUUAAAAAUUGUUUUACAAAGUUCAGCAAACAGAGUUUCUUGGAAAUUUUAAAUCCUCAAUAUUUGUGUGGUUCUUAUGAUAAUGCUGCUUAACCAACCCCUUGUGUUUCAAAUUUAUUAAGUCAGUAUAUUGCCAUCACUUUGUACAAGAAAAAAAGUCACUGAAAUUACUACGAGCUUAUAAAUAUACAUUUUCUUGGACUUGCAUGUUUCAAGUCUAUAUGUAAUAAGCUAAUAACAAUUGUGUUAUCAAUGUAAUAACUGUUUCCACUGUACAAAGUGAUUUAUGAAUAUCUUUGUUAUAUAAGAAUAUUUCCUUGUUAUUUUUUACAUCACUUCUUGUAUGUAUAUUCUUUAUUUAAGAAAGUAUGUUAUGAAAUGAGCCAUGUCAGGACAAAACCAAGAUAAUGGGUUUGCGACCAGCAUGGAUCCAGACCAGCCUGCGCAUCCAUGCAGUCUGAUCAGGAUCCAUGCUGUUCGCUUACAAACUCUAUAACAAGUAGAGAAACUGAUAGCGAACAGCAUGGAUCCUG
Messenger RNA from Ruditapes philippinarum (Manila clam), 1115 nucleotides. Its product is annotated as tRNA-cytidine(32) 2-sulfurtransferase-like. The coding region runs from base 3 to 323 and encodes 106 amino acids. Lineage: Eukaryota; Metazoa; Mollusca; Bivalvia; Venerida; Veneridae. The transcript has 2 exons. The record is from RefSeq and is a predicted model, not a curated record.